Leptopilina heterotoma is the source of this 3088-nucleotide messenger RNA. RefSeq names its product serine/threonine-protein kinase 25 (gene GckIII). The transcript is spliced from 10 exons. The record is from RefSeq and is a predicted model, not a curated record. Gene Ontology annotation, biological process: protein phosphorylation. Gene Ontology annotation, molecular function: protein kinase activity; ATP binding. The coding region runs from base 637 to 2382 and encodes 581 amino acids. NCBI's taxonomy places the organism in Eukaryota, Metazoa, Arthropoda, Insecta, Hymenoptera, Figitidae.
AUAGGCCAAGAUGGCGCUUCUCUGUUUGCAGAUCAUUUAAUUCUCCCCGAAAUAAAUAUUCGUUGUUAAAAAGUGCAAUAAAAUCCAGGCCGAAGGAAUCAGUGAUUAAGUAAGUGAUUGCUUAUAACAUUUAUUCUCAUGAAUUCGCAAUAUCAGGCGCGUAAGACGCGUGUCUUGGUGAAUUUUUGGUAAAUUUUCGGAAUAAUCAAUUUGGGUUCUCAAAAAAAAGUUUGUCCCACCUGAGGAAUGCAAGAUUUCAUUCCAAUCUGAUUUGGAGUGUGGAAAACUGUUUGGUUGUGAUUAGUUUUCGUUGCGGGGGUCGCUUACGUGAGGAGGAAGACUCUGAACCGCGACCGGUGAGACUGCUUGUGUAUCGGGGGUCAAGGUGCUGCACUCGUGACGUAUGUGUGUCGCAGAGGGCUGCUUGGCAGACAGGCCUACCGUGUGAGUGUGUAGUGUGUGCUAAAGUAAAGUGCAUUCAAUCCAUGAUCCUGGCCUGUCCUAUCAAUCGGUCAUCAGCUGCUGUUGCUGUUACUUUUUCAACAUUGUUCGGGGAGGGUUUUUUUUCACAAGGAAGAAGCAGUGGGACAAGGAGGUGCCGGAAACAGCCGUGAGUCCGGAAGUAAAAUCAAGAAGAUGGCCUUCAACGAGAAGGUGGAUUCUGAACUGAUAUUCACGAAGCAAGAACGAAUUGGAAAGGGAAGUUUUGGCGAAGUUUUUAAAGGAAUCGACAAUAGAACACAACAAGUUGUUGCCAUUAAAAUCAUCGAUCUCGAGGAGGCUGAAGAUGAAAUCGAAGACAUUCAGCAGGAGAUCAUGGUCCUGUCACAAUGUGACAGUCCCUUUGUUACCAAGUACUUUGGAUCUUACCUCAAGGAAACGAAACUAUGGAUUAUUAUGGAAUAUUUGGGGGGAGGUUCCGCCUUGGACUUGAUGAAAGCUGGAAGUUUCGAGGAAAUGCACAUUGCAGUCAUUCUGAGGGAAGUUCUCAAAGGUUUAGACUAUCUUCACAGCGAACGAAAGCUGCAUCGUGAUAUUAAAGCGGCCAACGUUUUGUUGAGUGAAAUGGGCGACGUGAAAUUGGCAGAUUUUGGUGUUGCUGGUCAAUUGACGAAUACGACAAGCAAACGAAAUACUGUUGUUGGCACACCGUUUUGGAUGGCACCGGAAGUUAUCAAACAAUCGGCAUAUGACUCCAAGGCUGACAUUUGGUCUCUAGGUAUUACGGCUAUUGAAUUAGCGAAAGGUGAACCUCCAAACAGUGAACUUCAUCCCAUGAGAGUUCUUUUCCUUAUACCGAAAAAUAAUCCACCUCAACUCACCGGAUUAUACACGAAGCAGUUCAAAGAAUUCGUCGAGGCUUGCCUUAAUAAAGAUCCUGAAAAUAGGCCAACGGCGAAAGAAUUACUUAAGUUCCAGUUCAUCAGAAAAGCAAAGAAGAACUCGUACCUGAUCGACCUGAUUGACAGGUACAAGAAAUGGAAGUUGCAACAUAGCGAGGAGUCGGAAACAGAGAGUGAGAAUUCAGACUCCGAGGAGUCGAAGCAAGAUAGUGAUAUGAAUGAACCUUGGAUAAUGACGGUAAAAGGUCCUCAUGGCGUGAAAGGUUCAUCGGUACCAAUGAUGCCAUUAGAAGAACAAACUGCCUCGUUAACGCAUUCAUCAAAUCAUAAAUCUUCGAAUCACAAUGUACAAGGAAAACCACACGUGAAUGGAGCUUCUAGGUCGCCACCGAAAGAAUCGUCAUUGAAUCACCAUAAAAAUGACUCUCGCGAUGGACAAAUUAAAGACUCGCCGAUGCGGCCUCAUGAAGCGGCGCCACCACCACCCGAGGAUCUGCAGAAAUAUUUGGAAAUUCGAAAGAUUCGAGAGUCACAAGUUUUGAAGAUGGAUCCAAAAGAAACGCGUGAAGUCAGAGAAGUUAGAGAAGUUCGAGAGAGCAGAGAACGAGAUGUAGGAGCGGAGAGAGAACGAGAACGAGGUGAACGAGUGAGUAACACGCGCGAAAAGAGGAAUAGCAAACCGGAAGUGCCUGUUGUACCGCUUGUUGACCAUCGGUCUGGAGAAGAAAAACAAAGGCCAAGAAGUUCUCAGGAUUUAAAGCAUCCCCGAGUUCUAACAACUGUUAUUGCACCGCUUCUUUCCGAGCUACAGAGAAAGCAUCAGUAUUCGUCAAGAGAUAAUGGCGAGAGUGGCAAUUCUGUCAGUAGAAAUGGUGGAGCGAUCGAUGAACUAAGAGGAGCUUUCGAAUUGGCAGAGCGCACAUCGCCCGGAAUGAGCGAAGCUCUCGUCAGAGAACUCCUUAAGGCAUUACUUCCGGCCAAUCAUUCCGACAGCCGCUUAUCCAUGCUUAUGGAAAAAGUUAUUUUAAGGGAUUCGUAGGGACGCGAGAGCGCGAGGGUUCGCCGAAGAUUAUGGUCCGAAAACAUCUUAACUCUAUAAAAAUUUCUAGAUUAGAAAUUUCCCCCGCCCCUUUUUUUUUUAAUUUUCAAUUGCCACUGUUAAAGCGAUUAUCGAUAUCCUGGCUUUUAUUGAAUUGUGACCGAAAGCGCAUUAAAAUAUUAGCUUCGUUUUCCAAAAAAAGAAAAACUAUCCGGCUAAUUAGUAUUUACCUGCUAAUUGGUGAAUUAACGGCUAAUUAGUGAAUAUUAAUUAGUGUUCACCUACUAAUUAGUAAUAACUGCUAAUUAGUGUUUUAUCAACUAAUUAGUAAAUUUACCAGCUAUUUAGUCAACUAAUUAGUAUUUUAUCUACUAAUUAUUAAAUCUGCCUGAUUAAUUAGCAUUUACCUGCUAAUUUACCUAAUUAAAUAGUGAAUGAAUUUAACGAAGCAAAAUAUGGUUACAAAUAGUGUCAUAUAUAUAUAUAUAAACAAGUCAACGUUUGACUUUAAUCGAAUAAAAUAGUCCAACUUUUUUGAAUCGCUUUGGAGAAACCAUUAAAAACAACAACUGCACUGAAAUAUUGACAAUAAGAAACGUUUGAAAACAUGUUUUUUUUUUGUCGACAAGAAAACAAAAGCGGAGAACAUAAAUACAGUACAUAGUCAAAUGGUGUGUGGAAAGAAGAAAAAGAAGAAAAAAAAGAA